CUUUCCCUGCCAUUAGAUCUUGGUCGUUUAAACUCCUCUCCACACCACAGGUAAGUGAUCCUUGAGCCAUUUAACUUCACUCUGCAAGUUUGGUUCAUCAACAUUCGUUGCUGGGUCAUCAUCAAUAAGGAUCAAAUGGCCAUGGCCACCGCAAUCCUCUCUCCUCAGAGCAUCACCGGAGCCAUCGUGAGCUCAACCAGCAAGACCAAGAAGAGAAUGAACAAAGUAGUACCCAUAAAAGGCCUAAAUUCAUAUGGGGGACUAAAGGCUACCAAUGGCGUUCUCUCGUUGGGGCUUCCUUUGAGCACUGAGAAGUGCUUUGCUAAGAUCGUGAGCUCAGUGAAAGCCAGUGGGAAAGGAAAGGGAGGAGGGGGACUCUCGUCCACGGGCAAUGCCGCGGGUGAGAUAUUCACCAUUGCUGCUAUCAUGAAUGGCCUUGUUCUCGUUGGGGUUGCAAUUGGCUUCGUCCUCCUACGAAUUGAAGCGUGGGUGGAGGAGUCCGAGACAGAGUGAAAGCCUAAUCAGAUAAGCAUGUAAUAUUCGGAAUAGUUCUAUGUUUGUAUAUCGAAUGUUGUCGCUGUUUCUGCUUUCAUCGUGACUAAAUUUAUUUGUUAAGGUUCUUCGUUUUUCUGUUGUCGUAAUUGGAUCUCUCGUCAAUCCGCGAGAAAUCACUUGCAAUUCUUACAUAAUAACUAGUAACUGCAAGAAACUAGUUCAUAUU
Molecule: messenger RNA, 721 nt
Organism: Abrus precatorius (Indian licorice)
Lineage: Eukaryota; Viridiplantae; Streptophyta; Magnoliopsida; Fabales; Fabaceae
Exons: 1
Coding region: 136-513 (125 amino acids)
Cellular component (GO): cytochrome b6f complex
Source: RefSeq, a predicted model, not a curated record